Messenger RNA from Oldenlandia corymbosa var. corymbosa, 1800 nucleotides. The record is from the annotation of a GenBank genome assembly. NCBI's taxonomy places the organism in Eukaryota, Viridiplantae, Streptophyta, Magnoliopsida, Gentianales, Rubiaceae.
AUGCAAGCAGAGGAGAAAGGGCCUUCUGAUGGAAGAGAUGAUUACACACAAGAUGGAACAGUUGACCUUAAAGGCGGACCGGUGCUAAGAUCAAGAACUGGAGGAUGGAGAGCUUGUUCCUUCAUUGUUGGUUAUGAAAUUAUGGAAAGAAUGGCCUACUAUGGGAUUGCAUCAAACCUAGUGUUGUAUUUGACCAAUAAACUUCAUGAAGGCACUGUCAAAUCCUCCAAUAAUGUCACCAAUUGGGUUGGAGCUGUUUGGAUGACACCCCUUCUGGGAGCUUACAUAGCAGAUACUCAUCUCGGUCGAUAUUGGACCUUCAUCAUUGCCUCCAUUAUUUAUCUUGCAGGCAUGUGUCUAUUGACACUAGCAGUGUCUCUGCCAUCUUUGAGGCCGCCACCCUGUGGAGGGGAAAAGAAAGAUGGGAGCUGUGACAACCAUGCAUCACCACUACAAAUUGGUGUUUUCUAUGGUGCACUUUACAUUAUAGCCAUAGGAACAGGCGGAACCAAGCCAAAUAUCUCCACCAUGGGAGCAGACCAGUUUGAUGAUUUUGAGCCUAAAGAAAGGCAUCACAAGUUAUCAUUCUUCAACUGGUGGAUGUUCAGCAUCUUUGUUGGUGUGCUUUUUUCCAACACUUUCCUUGUCUACAUACAAGACAAUGUGGGGUGGGAUGUUGGUUAUGCCCUUCCAACCGGUGGCCUUGCUAUUUCCAUUAUAGUGUUCGUCAUAGGCACCAGGUAUUAUAGACACAAACCUCGGUCUGAGAGUCCUAUGACUAAAAUGGCUAAGGUUCUUGUGGCUACUGCAAGGAAGUGGAAUGUGAAAGUUCCUGAGGAUCCAAAAGAACUUUAUGAGCUGAGCAGAGAUGAAUAUUCAAAACCAGGAAAAAUCAGAAUUGAUCACAGCUUUUCUCUGAGCUUUCUUGACAGGGCAGCAGUUAAGGCUGGUUCUGAGUCCCCUUGGAUGCUAUGUCCAGUAACACAAGUAGAAGAAACCAAGCAGAUGAUGAAAAUGAUUCCCAUUUUAGUAACUACAUUCAUACCAAGUAUAAUGAUUGCACAAAUAAGUACGCUUUUUGUCAAACAAGGGACAACUUUGGAGAGGCAUAUUGGUGAUCAUUUCAAAAUUCCACCGGCAUCUCUAGGAGCAUUCGUUACGAUUUUCAUGCUGAUCAGUAUUGUCAUUUAUGACCGCUUAUUUGUUCCUCAAAUGCGAAAAUACACAAGGAAUCCAAGAGGUAUCAGUCUGUUACAAAGAAUGGGGAUCGGCUUCUUCUUACAAAUAAUUACCAUGAUCGUUGCUAGCUUUAUGGAGAGGGAAAGGCUGAAAGUUGCCAGGAAUCAUGGUGUCUUUGGCAAAGACCAAAUUGUUCCUCUCUCCAUCUUCAUUCUCCUACCUCAAUUUGCUCUUAUUGGCGUUGCAGACAGCAUGGAAGUUGCAAAGCUUGAAUUCUUCUACGAUCAAGCCCCAGAAGGAAUGAAAAGUCUGGGGACUGCAUACUUUACAACAAGCAUAGGAGUGGGAUUCUUCAUGAGCAGUUUUGUCCUUACCAAAGUUGCUGAGGUUACAAAGAGAGAUGGUCACAAGGGAUGGAUCUUAAAUAACCUCAAUGAAUCUCGAUUAGACUACUACUAUGCGCUUUUGGCCCUCUUGGGCUUUAUCAAUUUCCUUCUCUUUCUGGUUAUCGCAAAAUUCUACAGCUAUAACUUCGAUAUUACAGAAAGGAAAAUAGAGUUGCAGGGAGCAGAGAUGUCACCCAGGAAGCCUGAUGCAGAAUCCAUAAUGAGAUUGCAGUAA